AUGGUGAUGGAGAAGAAAGAUAAGCAAGUUUGGAGGUUUUUUGUUUGUUAAUUAUUUUAUGAUAUUUAUUAUCGCAAGGCAGAACACUUGAUAAACAAGUCACAUUACAUUUGUUGUGGGUUCGAUUCCCACGGGGGGCCAGUAUGAAAAAUGUAUGCACUCACUAACUGUAAGUCGCUCUGAGCGUCUACUAAAAUGUAAAUGUAAAAUGUAAAAUAAUAAACAGAGUAGUAGCAGCAGCGUAAAAUGUCGGUGGGUGGGGCAAUGCAAAUAGUCAAGGUUGAAUAAGACUUUAAAUGUGAUAGGAAAGCAUCCAACAGGAAAGUGUGAUUAUUGCCAGGAAACAGAGACCGUGGAGCAUGUAUUGCUACAGUGUGGGCAGUAUCAGAGGAAAAGAGAGAGGCUGAGAUCUAGUAUGAGGGAGAAGGGAAUACAGGAAAUUAAUUAUAAAAGUAUAGUCUCAAAUAUUUUGUUAUCUUUUUUAAGAUCAUUGGGCCUGGUAGGAAGGAUUUAGUUUCUCCCUGUCUCUGGCCCACACUGAAGUACAGUAGGUGGUGGUAAUGCACCAUAUCGUUGGUUGCCAACCACCGAUAAACCCCAUCGAAGAAGGAGAAGAAGAAGUAGCCUACCUGCAGGAGCUGUUGGCUAGAGCGCAUGUACCAAGACUAGAGUACAUGUGCCAAGACAAGAGUAGGCACGUUUGCUAUUUAGCGCAACAGUUAUUGUGACAAAAAUAUCGGUAGAGUUGAAAAUGUGAUGGAAACACAUUAAACGUUAGAUUUUUAUUCGGUACACGAAAAUGUAAGCGAAAAAUUACAUUUUGUGUGCACUACGUCAUCACGGUCUGAUUUUUCUCCGCAACAAGUCAGUUUGGUGGAAACCACUGGAGGGAAAAUUUGCAUUUUUCUUUAUGCGGAUUUUAGAAUAUUCGCAUUAAAAUCUGUCUAUAAACCAGGUUUUCAUCCAACCUUAAUAUGCGAGUGAAGUAGGCCCACAUGUCGGAUAAAACAUGUAAUGACAGGCCUGAUGGAAACUACUUUUUCAGGUAAACUUUCCAAAUGUCGACAAAACAAAAUACGCUACACAAGGUGGGAUCGUUUGUGUCGGUAAAAUGAAUUAUGCGAGAAAUGUCUGCGGAAACUCUUAUGCGCAAAUGUUGAUAAAAUAACCAUCAUAUCAAAGUAAACUUGGAGUCACGCGAUGACAUGUUGUGUGGUCCUCCCACUAUGACUAAUUGGGAAAGCAUGCCGUUUAUUAGGCUACAGAUGAAAUCAAUUAUGAUGAACUUCACAGUCUGGUCAAAGUGGAAGGGGCUGAGCUUGAUGCUCUUUUCCAAUAAAUAUCAAGGGUCUUAUUCUGGUGACAUGAUCAUCAAUGCUUGGCUGCCGUUUGACAAAUAAAAAUGAUUUCGCUCUUCUGGCCAUAAUAAUCUCAUGCAGGUUAUGUGGUCCUCUAGCUCAGCUGGUAGAGCACGGCACUUGUAACGCCAAGGUAGUGGGUUCGAUCCCCGGGACCACCCAUACACAAAAAUGUAUGCACGCAUGACUGUAAGUCGCUUUGGAUAAAAGCGUCUGCUAAAUGGCAUAUUAUUUAUAUUAUUAUAUAUAAACUCAGCAAAAAAAGAAAAGUCUCUUUUUCAGGACCCUGUCUUUCAAAGAUAAUUUGUAAAACUUAAAAUAACUUCACGGAUCUUCAUUGGAAAUGGUUUAAACACUGUUUCCCAAGCUUGUUCAAUGAACCAUAAACAAUGAAUGAACAUGCACCUGUGGAACGGUCGUUAAGACAAUAACAGCUUACAGACAGUAGGCAAUUAAGGUCACAGUUAUGAAAACUUAGGACACUAAAGAGGCCUUUCUAAUGACUCUGAAAAACACCAAAAGAAAGAUGCCCAGGGUCCCUGCUCAUCUGCGUGAACGUGCCUUAGGCAUGCUGCAAGGAGGCAUGAGGACUGCAGAUGUGGCCAGGGCAAUAAAUUGCAAUGUCCGUACUGUGAGGCGCCUAAGACAGCGCUACAGGGAGACAGGACGGACAGCUGAUCGUCCUCACAGUGGCAGACCAUGUGUAACAACACCUGCACAGGAUCGGUACAUCCGAACAUCACACCUGCGGGACAGGUACAGGAUGCUAACAACAACUGCCCGAGUUACACCAGGAACGCACAAUCCCUCCAUCAGUGCUCAGACUGUCCGCAAUAGGCUGAGAGAGGCUGGACUGAGGGCUUGAAGGCCUGUUGUAAGGCAGGUCCUCACCAGACGUCACCGGCAACAACGUCGCCUAUGGGCACAAACCCACCGUCGCUGGACCAUACAAGACUGGCAAAAAGUGCUCUUCACUGACGAGUCGCGGUUUUGUCUCACCAGGGGUGAUGGUCGGAUUCGCGUUUAUCGUCGAAGGAAUGAGCGUUACACCGAGGCCUGUACUCUGGAGCGGGAUCGAUUUGGAGGUGGAGGGUCUGUCAUGGUCUGGGGCGGUGUGUCACAGCAUCAUCGGACUGAGCUUUUUGUCAUUGCAGGCAAUCUCAACGCUGUGCGUUACAGGGAAGACAUCCUCCUCCCUCAUGUGGUACCCUUCCUGCAGGCUCAUCCUGACAUGACCCUCCAGCAUGACAAUGCCACCAGCCAUACUGCUCGUUCUGUGCUGCCAUGGUCAGCGAAGAGCCCGGAUCUCAAUCCCAUUGAGCACGUCUGGGACCUGUUGGAUCGGAGGGUGAGGGCUAGGGCCAUUCCCCCUUGGUGGAAGAGUGGGGUAACAUCUCACAGCAAGAACUGGCAAAUCUGGUGCAGUCCAUGAGGAGGAGAUGCACUGCAGUACUUAAUGCAGCUGGUGGCCACACCAGAUACUGACUGUUACUUUUGACCCCCCCCUUUGUUCAGGGACACAUUAUUCAAUUUCUGUUAGUCACAUGUCUGUGGAACUUGUUCAGUUUAUGUCUCAGUUGUUAAAUCUUGUUAUGUUCAUACAAAUAUUUACACAUGUUAAGUUUGCUGAAAAUAAACGCAGUUGAGUUUAUAUGUGCUCUAUAUAACGCAACAUGUUCUUGUGAGAAAACCAUAAGUAGAGUUGAAAAUGCGAUAGAAACCCAUUUCACUUUUUAUUUUUUAUUCGGUACAUGGGAAUUUAACCGCAAAGGGUAUUUUUAUGGGCACUGUCAUCACGCACAGCCUUUUAUCUGCAACAAAUCAAUUUGAUGGAAACAUUUCUGGUGGGAAAAUUAGCAUAUUGUUUUUAUGCAGAUUUUUUUUUAUAUUCACAUGAAAAUCUGUCGCCAAUUGGAUGGAAACCUAGCUACAAUCACAAAUUAAACUAGUGGAAUAUGAUUUGUCAUCUACACAGAAACAGUUGGGGAAAAUACAGCAGCAGUACCAGCAGAGAAUCCAGGAGAUGGAGAAGGAGGUACAGGAGCUUAGGCAGGCUAUGAAAACACUCACGGUGAGUUUUGUCUAUUUAUUCUACUACUCUCUAUAUCUAACCAAUUUGUAUGGAGCAUCUGCAAAUCUUUUGGGGUCUAGUCUUUACCAGCCGAAGCUUGUUCCAGGGCACUUGGCCACUAACAUGUCAGUCAGGGCUCUCCUGACCCUGCAGUCAAUCAGUGAGGAGCCCAAUAAGGAGCAGUGGGCCACAUUCCAAUCCCACUGAGACCCAGUUGGGAACAAGCUUUCUGGGGUCCUGGUGAGAGGUGAGUGGCUGGUUGAAAUACACCCUAUUUUCUCUACCUUAACAGCGCUCUGCACAGGUGACAGUGGAUGAAAGUGAUAGGAUCUUUAUUGAGCUGAUCCGCUCCAUUGAGCGAAGGCGUUCUGAGGUGAAGGAGCUGAUCAGAGCUCAGGAGAAGAUUGCAGUGAGUCGGGUUCAGGGACUCCUGGUGCGGCUAGAUCGGGAAGUCGCUGAGAUGAAGAGGAGAGAUGCUGAGCUCGAGCAGCUAUCAAACACAGAGGAUCACAUCCAUUUCCUUCAGGUGACAUCAAUGCCUUCGUACCUACACUGUACACAUAGUUCCUAAGUUGCCAUCUAAGUGAAACUGUCUCUAGACUUCUUAGUUAUUUUAUUGUCUGUUUCCACUGUAGAGUUUCCAGUCACUCGCCGUCCCUCCUGGUUCUGAGGCCCUACCCAGCCCCUCUUUCAAUCCACACAUUUCUUUUGAACGUGUGAAGAAAUUGGUUUCUGGACUGAAAGUGCAACUGGAUGAUAUCUGCAAGGAGGAAAUAGUCAAGAUGUCUGAAAAUGGUAAGGCAAAGAGUAGGCCUAUGUUUUUAUGAAGAUCACACAAGAAAUGACUGAGUAGUAGUUACAUUUCGUACGUUUGUGUGUCCAUAGUGAUGAAAGUGCAAAUUGUUCGACCUCUGGAGCCCAAGACCAGAGAGGAGUUCUUAGAAUGUGAGUCACAGUAUGUUUCUCAUACUGCCCACAUCAUGAGCACACGUGCACCUACGCAUGCACCUACACACACACACACGCACACACACACACACACACACACACACAAUGUAAGUAUAUAUAUAUAUAUAUAUAUAUAUAUACACUAGCGGUCAAAAGUUUUAGAACACCUACUCAUUCAAGGAUUUGUCUUUAUUUUUACAAUUUUCUACAUUGUAGAAUAAUAGUGAAGAUGACAUAAACUAUGAAAUAACACAUAUGGAAUCAUGUAGUAACCAAAAAAGUGUUAAAAAAAUCAAAAUAUGUUAUAUUUGAGGUUCUUCAAAUAGCCACCCUUUGCCUUGAUGAUGAUGAUGAUUAUUAUUAUGACAGCUUUGCACACUCUUGGCAUUCUCUCAACCAGCUUCAUGAGGUAGUCACCUGGAAUGCAUUUCAAUUAACAGGUGUGCCUUGUUAAAAGUACAUUUAUGGAAUUUCUUUCAUUCUUAAUGCGUUUGAGCCAAUCAGUUGUGUUGUGACAAGGUAAUGUGGGUAUACAGAAGAUAGCCCUAUUUGGUAAAAGACCAAGUCCAUAUUAUGGCAAGAACACCUCAAAUAAGCAAAGAGAAACAACAGUCCAUCAUUACUUUAAGACAUGAAGGUUAGUCAAUACGGAACAUUUCAAGAACUUAGAAAGUUUCUUCAAGUGCAGUCGCAAAACCAUCAAGCACUAUGAUGAAACUGGCUCUCAUGAGGACCGCCACAGGAAUGGAAGACCCAGAGUUACCUCUGCUGCAGAGGAUAAGUUCAUUAGAGUUACCAGCCUCAGAAAUUGCAGCCCAAAUAAAUGCUUCACAUAGUUCAAGUAAGAGACACAUCUCAACAUCAACUGUUCAGAGGAGGCAGUGUGAAUCAGGCCUUCAUGGUCGAAUUGCUGCAAAUAAACCACUACUAAAGGACACCAAUAAUAAUAAGAGACUUGCUUGGGCCAAGAAACACGAGCAAUGGACAUUAGACCGGAGGAAACUUGUCCUUUGGUCUGGAGUCCAAAUUGGAGAUUUUUGGUUCCAACCGCCGUGUCUUUGUGAGACGCGGUGUGGGUGAACGGAUGAUCUCCACAUGUGUAUUUCCCACCGUAAAGCAUGGAGGAGGAGGUGUUAUGGUGUGGGGUGCUUUGCUGGUGACACUGUCUGUGCUUUGUGAGACGCGGUGUGAGUGAGCGGAUGAUCUCCACAUGUGUAUUUCCCACCGUAAAGCAUGGAGGAGGAGGUGUUAUGGUGUGGGGUGCUUUGCUGGUGACACUGUCUAUGAUUUAUUUAGAAUUCAAGGCACACUUAACCAGCAUGGCUACCACAGCAUUCUUUAGCGAUAUGCCAUCCCAUCUGGUUUGGGCUUAGUGGGACUAUCAUGUGUUUUUCAACAAGACAAUGACCCAACACACCUCCAGGCUGUGUAAGGGCUAUUUUACCAAGAAGGAGAGUGAUUGAGUGCUGCAUCAGAUGACCUGGCCUCCACAAUCCCCCGACCUCAACCAAAUUGAGAUGGUUUGGGAUGAGUUGGACCGCAGAGUGAAGGAAAAGCAGCCAACAAGUGCUCAGCAUAUGAGGGAACUCCUUCAAGACUGUUGGAAAAGCAUUCCAGGUGAAGCUGGUUGAGAGAGUGCCAAGAGUGUGCAAAGCUGUCAUCAAGGCAAAGGGUGGCUAUUUGAAGAAUCUCACAUUUGUUUAACACUUUUUUGGUUACUACAUGAUUCCAUAUGUGUUAUUUUAUAGUUUUGAUGUCUUCACUAUUAUUCUACAAUGUAGACAAUAGUAAAAAUAAAGAAAAACCCUUGAAAGAGUAGGUGUUCUAAAACUUUUGACCGGUAGUGUAUAUAUAUUAUAAUUUUUUUCAACUCUCUCAGAUCCCUGCCAACUCACAGUGGAUCCUAACACAGCAUGUGGAACACUGCAUCUGUCUGAGAAGAACAGCAAGGUGACAUGGAGUGAAGGGGAGACUCAAGCCUAUCCUGAUCAUCCAGACAGAUUUACCCACUAUGACCAAGUGCUGUGUAGAGAGGGUUUAUCUGGAAACUGCUACUGGGAGGCUGAACUUCGAGGCUGGAUUGCUGUGGCAGUCUCAUAUGUGGCUCUUGGGAGGAAAGGAGAGGGUAAUGAGUGUAGGUUUGGAGGUAAUGAUCAGUCUUGGAGUUUAGAAUGCUCUCCCACCAGUUGUUCUUUCCUUCAUGAUAAUGUUAAGACUAAAAUACGAUCCCGUUGCACCUCCAGAGUAGGAGUGUACCUGGACUACAAGGCAGGAACUCUGUCCUUCUACAGCGUUUCUAAAAAAGUGACCCUCCUCCACAGAGUGCAUAAAACAUUCACUGAACCCCUCUAUCCUGGGUUUGGGGUUGGUUUGGAAUCAUCUGUCAGGAUAUUGCGUCCCAUGCAGUCAACGUGAUUUUCCUGUGUUAUAUAUACAUUUACACACUAUGAGGUUAGAAUAAUACUGUGAAAUUGUGAACAUUUUUAGUGGAAGAGUUGUUUGAAAAGACCUGAAAUUUCAGCCUGUUUUGGUGGAAUAGAGUUUUGGCCUGCCUGGUGUCAUUUGGCCGGCAGCACUUACACUAAAAGGGCAUCAUCAUAAUUUUCACAAUUUCAGAGUAUUAUUCCAACCUCAUAGUGUGGAAAUAUAUACACUUAGUGCACAAAACAUUAGGAACAACUUCCUAAUAUUGAGUUGCACUCCCCUUUGCCCUCAGAACAGCUUCAAUUCAUUGGGGCAUUGACUCUACAAGGUGUCGAAAGCGUUCCACAGGGAUGCUGAACCAUGUUGACUCCAAUGCUUCCCACAGUUGUGUCAAGUUGGCUGGAUGUCCUUUGGGUGGUGGACCAUUCUUGAUACACGCAUUAAACUGUUGAGCAUGAAAAACCCAGCAGUGUUGCAUCUCUUGACACACUCAAACCUGGGCGCCUGGCACCUACUACCAUACCCCGUUCAAAGGCACAUUUCACCUUUUGAAUGGCACAUAUACACAAUCCAUGUCUCAAUUGUCUCAAGGCUUAAAAAUCAUAGCGACAAAUUUAGCGACUUUUUCUGGUGUUAUUGGAGACUUUUGGAGACUGACGUGAAAGCACGUAUCGUUCUUACUUUUCUCAACGAGCAGCGGGUGCUGCCGUGGGCCCCACCCUGGGCCCCACCCCCGUCCCAAAGCACUCAUAGGCGGCCCAGUCCUCGUGCAGCAGUCCCUCCCAGCUGCAGUCAGAGCAGGAGAUGUUCACCUCUCCGCGUCCAGACUGCAAAUGAAUCGUGCAUGCGGGAAGCCGCCGCUGGCUGAUCCCGCUCUGGCUUACAUUCAGGGCGGGAUGUAAAUGUAGGGUGUUUUUACUCACUUUUUGUCUCUCCCACAACGUUAUUCCUCUCUCCUACAGCAUCCAUCACAAUUACAUGCACAUGGCCAAUUAUGCAAAUGAUGUGAUGACGUCAUUUAGCGACUUUUAGGUCAGCCAAUAGCUACUUUCCUUACUGAGGAGUUGGCAACACUGGGCCGAGCCGAUUACCUCAUUUCAAGAUGGCUGCUACCUACAUUCCGGUUAGCGUUGUGAAGCAUAAACUAAAUAAACACAGAAUACGUUGACACACACCGAAAGCCGGGACUCCACAGAUCAUGAGGAUAUCUUAUUUGUCUGCCUGUGACCUACCGUUAUUGAUUACCAGCCCCGAGAGUCAAAAUGUUUAUUUUACACAACGUUUUCACCAAACAGCAAACAUCUUACAAGGUAAGCUUCAAUUUGGUCUGUGUUUAAGCUAUAGCUACAUUGGGGGGUAUCACAUGUAUCCUUAGGUUGGUAGGAACAAAUCUAGCCUAUUGCCAAUGUUAUCUGAUGAUGUAUGACUUAAUGGCAACAUCGAAUGUCCACCGAGUGACUAUCUUUGCGCAUCAAAAAUAUGAUGUCUGCUUACGCACUGUAGGCAUCCAUAUCCCCUGUAUGUACCCCGACACCACCACAAUGUUUGAGAGAGUUUGGUGUUGUUGAAAUUUAGUUUUUAUAGUGAACAAUAACUUUUAGGCACACCCAGUGUGCAAAAACAGUGCGAUUACCACAUUUGGACACUUCGGAGAGGAUGAAAGGACACUUGAAUGUACCCUGGAUACCCCAUAACACCAUCACAAAGUUUGCGUGAGGUUGAUAUGGUAGAAAUUGUGUUUUUAUACUGAACAAAUAGCAUUUAGGGAUUGUAAAUAUGUAAUAGCACUGGAAUUAUCUAAUUUACAGACAUAUGCCACUUUGGAGAGGUUUAGGGACACUUGGAAAUGUCCCGUGACCACACCUGACACCACUUACUAAAACAUCUGCCCAUUUCUAGUUGUUAGGUCCAUCAAUCCCAUUUUAUUUUUCUGAUAUUGUUCACAUGUUGUGGAAGCCAUCUGAUGUGUUUCCAGCUCUAGUCAUCAAUAAUUCACUCAUAGCUUGUCAAUGAAAGAUGACUUUCAAAAUAAAAAAAGUUAUUUUGUGUGUGCUUGAUCUUGUGUAUUCUUCAACUAUGUAACUCCUAUAUAUCUUCUGAUCAUGUCCUCAUAAUCUCCCUGAUGUCUUCUUUCCAAAUAUACCAUGUUUUUGCAUGUCAGAAUCAUGAAAUUACACAUGAAUAGCAGUUACGUCUAUUUAGGCGGAAAUCUACAUUUUUGCCAUUACAUUUAAGAGUUAACCUGUCUCCUCCCCUUCAUCUACACUGAUUGAAGUGGAUUUAACAAGUGACAUCAAUAAGGGAUCAUUGCUUUCACCUGGAUUCACCUGGCAGUUUGUCAUGGAAAGAGCAGGUGCUCAUAAUCUUUUGUGCACUCAGUGUAUUAAACACAGGAAAAUCAAAUUUGACUGCACAGGGCCUUUAAUAGACCAAUAAGAAAGAGAGUUCCAAACCUCUGCCAAUAACAGCUAGUUUUCAGUUUUCCCCUCCCCACUCAGACCACUCCUAGACAGUCCUAGAAAAAUUAUUGCUUGAGACAUUGCUCUUUGCCAAGAAGCUAUUUUUGUUUAUUUCUGACCAUUUUAAUUUAAAACAAUCACAAUAAAAGUUACACAGAAAUGAUUUGAUAUUGAGAUAAAAACAGCUGCAUUGGACCUUUAAGUUUUGUUCUUAAUACGUUUUUUAUUUUACUUUUUUGUUCAUUAUGAUUAUUCUCUCAAUGUAGUAUAUACAUCUAUAGUCCUGUCAAACGUGUAAGCCUAAUGCUACUUAUUAAUCAAAACUUUCUCUUUUAUGACUUAAUUACUGUAAAAUGUGAUCUUUAAAAACUAAAUGAAAUGGAACAAAAACAAUGGACCAAAAACAAAGUGAUUUUUUGAAUGUAAGACUAUCUGAUUUAUUUAUUAACAUAUUCUGAGUAAACUUCAUACCUGAACGUGUCCCAAAGCUUCAGUGGGAGUGGGUGACUACAUAACCAGCAUGCUUUGCGAUUACAAAGUCCCAUGGUUGCCCGGCAACGAGUCAACGCCAAACAAAGAUGGACUCUUCUGAGAAACAGACAGAUGAAGACAAUUUACAAGGUAAUAUAUAUAAGUUCACAGCUUAACUAAUUAUACAUUUAGACUACGGUCACUGAAUUUUGAAAUUAAUAGGUACAAUCAAAGACACAUUUAGUUAUUUACCCAAUCAUAACGACGAUGGAAAGUACUAGCUGGGGUCAAAGGAAUGAGCAAUUCUAGCUAGCUAGCUUGUUUGCUAGCUGCAGUUUACGUUAGGGUGACAUUCAAUUAUUGUAGCUCAUUCAUUUAAAUGAAGUGUAUAUGCAUAUUUGCAUUAUAUGUUACAAACUGUCAAUAGAAAUAAAACUCCUGUCGACAUAAGACAUUUGGUCUGCAAACUGUCAAUAAACUUCAGCCUCUUCUUGGAAGUGUUUAACAAGGCCUAUUUGCCUUUUUGAUGCACUGAAUCUUUCUGAUAAUUUCCUUAUAACAGGUGACCCCACAGGAAAGCAGGAACCUUCUGGGGAAACGGAAAGUGAAAAUGUUCAGCCACCUCCAGAGAACAACACAACUUCCCCAUCAGCAGGUGCACAGGAAGCACAUACACAAGCAGAGGACCCUUCACAAGACAAAGCUCAGGGUAGUAGUGCUCUUUUUAUGACCUUUCUGUCUAGAGUCCACACAUACAGUGGGGAAAAAAAGUAUUUAGUCAGCCACCAAUUGUGCAAGUUCUCACACUUAAAAAGAUGAGAGAGGCCUGUAAUUUUCAUCAUAGGUACACGUCAACUAUGACAGACAAAAUCACAUUGUAGGAUUUUUAAUGAAUUUAUUUGCAAAUUAUGGUGGAAAAUAAUUAUUUGGUCAAUAACAAAAGUUUCUCAAUACUUUGUUAUAUACCCUUUGUUGGCAAUGACACAGGUCAAACGUUUUCUGUAAGUCUUCACAAGGUUUUCACACACUGUUGCUGGUAUUUUGGCCCAUUCCUCCAUGCAGAUCUCCUCUAGAGCAGUGAUGUUUUGGGGCUGUCGCUGGGCAACACGGACUUUCAACUCCCUCCAAAGAUUUUCUAUGGGGUUGAGAUCUGGAGACUGGCUAGGCCACUCCAGGACCUUGAAAUGCUUCUUACGAAGCCACUCCUUCGUUGCCCGGGCGGUGUGUUUGGGAUCAUUGUCAUGCUGAAAGACCCAGCCACGUUUCAUCUUCAAUGCCCUUGCUGAUGGAAGGAGGUUUUCACUCAAAAUCUCACGAUACAUGGCCCCAUUCAUUCUUUCCUUUACACGGAUCAGUCGUCCUGGUCCCUUUGCAGAAAAACAGCCUCAAAGCAUGAUGUUUCCACCCCCAUGCUUCACAGUAGGUAUGGUGUUCUUUGGAUGCAACUCAGCAUUCUUUGUCCUCCAAACACAACGAGUUGAGUUUUUACCAAAAAGUUAUAUUUUGGUUUCAUCUGACAAUAUGACAUUCUCCCAAUCCUCUUCUGGAUCAUCCAAAUUCACUCUAGCAAUCUUCAGACGGGCCUGGACAUGUACUGGCUUAAGCAGGGGGACAUGUCUGGCACUGCAGGAUUUGAGUCCCUGGCGGCGUAGUGUGUUACUGAUGGUAGGCUUUGUUACUUUGGUCCCAGCUCUCUGCAGGUCAUUCACUAGGUCCCCCCGUGUGGUUCUGGGAUUUUUGCUCACCGUUCUUGUGAUCAUUUUGACCCCACGGGGUGAGAUCUUGCGUGGAGCCCCAGAUCGAGGGAGAUUAUCAGUGGACUUGUAUGUCUUCCAUUUCCUAAUAAUUGCUCCCACAGUUGAUUUCUUCAAACCAAGCUGCUUACCUAUUGCAGAUUCAGUCUUCCCAGCCUGGUGCAGGUCUACAAUUUUGUUUCUGGUGUCCUUUGACAGCUCUUUAGUCUUGGCCAUAGUGGAGUUUGGAGUGUGACUGUUUGAGGUUGUGGACAGGUGUCUUUUAUACUGAUAACAAGUUCAAACAGGUGCCAUUAAUACAGGUAACGAGUGGAGGACAGAGGAGCCUCUUAAAGAAAAAGUUACAGGUCUGUGAGAGCCAUAAAUCUUGCUUGUUUGUAGGUGACCAAAUACUUAUUUUCCACCAUAAUUUGCAAAUAAAUUCAUUAAAAAUCCUACAAUGUGAUUUUCUGGAUUUUUUUCCCUCAAUUUGUCUGUCAUAGUUGACGUGUACCUAUAAUGAAAAUUACAGGCCUCUCUCAUCUUUUUAAGUGGGAGAACUUGCACAAUUGUUGGCUGACUAAAUACUUUUUCCCCCACUGUAGGUAGCUCCCUCAUGAGAGAGCUGGGUCGUGUACAGUAGGUAGAAACCAUUUAGAAACAGGGAGGUAACUACCGGAACUUGUACAAUAAGAACACAGAUUUUUUUUUCAUGGCAAAAUGUUUCACUAUGGUGUGCCUACAUCUCGACCAUGGCCUGAUGAGUGACAGCAAUCUUUCUUUUCAGCUCAUGCAGCCUCUGAGCAGGUGCAGCAGCAGCCAGGUGGGAGUAGUGAUGCUGUGGAGGAAGAGGAGGAGCGAACGGGGAUGAAGAAACUCCCUGAGGACAUGUACUACAACUAUGAUGAGCUGUACUCCAGACCAGUCAUCACUGCAGACUCGGAGAUCCCAGAGAACCUGCUGCACCUUACGUAUCUUUUAACACUGUGUAUGCCAUGUGCCAGAGUUUCUGCGUAGAAGUCUACACAACCCAGUCAUGUUCAUGAUAUUAUGUUUGUGUAUUGCGUUGCUUUUGCGUUGCACCUUAACAUUCUUCCAGUCACUCUUUUGGGUAUGACUGUGGGCGCAGAGCCAACCUGCAGCUGCUGGAUGAGCGAACGCUGGCCUUCGUGGCUGGAAACCUGCUCAUAUUCCUGGACGUCCGGACCAAGGAGCAACGCUACCUCCGCUCCUGCAGUGGGGGAGGCAUCGGCGCCGUCAUGGUACACACACACACAAACACUGGCCCUGGAUAACCUUGAUACACCCUCAUUUAUAACCCCAUCUGUAACUGUGUUUCUCUGCAGGCCCACCCCAGUAAUAGGUAUUUUGCUGUGGCAGAGAAGGGAGACCAGCCCAACAUCGUCAUCUAUGAGUAUCCCUCAUUACGACCCUACCGCAUUCUCAGAGGUAUGGAAACUGUACAACAUGCACACAGGCACGCACACCCAUUAUGGUGUUGAAUUUUUUUUUUCAAACAAUGUAUAAAGAAUAUGAUCAAUGAUCAAGACAUUUGGUUUGAAUCCCUGCCCAUUAGGUGGGACAGGGCAGGCAUAUAGCUUUGUGGACUUUAACCGUGAGGGCACCCUGCUGGCCAGUGUGGGUAGUGCUCCGGACUACAUGCUGACCUUGUGGGAAUGGAGACAUGAACAGGUGAUGCUGCGCUGCAAGGCCUUCUCACAGGACGUCUACAGGGUCACCUUCUCACCUGACAAUCCUGGGCUACUCACCACCUCCGGAUCAGGACACAUCAAGUUAGUAGCAAUCAAUUGAUCAAAAUGUAUUCGUACUAGCACUUUUAUACAUUUGUCACAAAGUGCUUUAUAGAAAGCUGGGUGGAGAGAAAACAGAUUUCAAAAUGAAAUAUUGACAACAAAUACAAAAAUUGUGUAUUAUGUGUACAGUGUCAUACACCAUGUGAGUUGAUCUCUUUUCAAUCAUUCUUCCAGGUUUUGGAAAAUGGCCAGCACUUUUACUGGUCUCAAACUGCAAGGGCUUCUGGGAAGGUUUGGGAAGACUGCCCUCACAGAUAUCGAGGGUUAUGUGGAGCUGCCCGAUGGGAAGGUCUGUCCACUGCUUUUAUCAUUCAAUUCCUGCUAUUCAUACAUCAUUGAAAUUGACCCGAACCCAAAGCAAUAUUCUAUUUUCUCUUGUUCUAUGUUGUCCUGAUGACAUCCCUUCUGUCUGGGUGCCAGGUAGUGUCGGGGUCUGAGUGGGGAAACAUGCUGCUGUGGGACGGGGGCCUGAUUAAGGUGGAGAUAUGCCGUAAGGGGGGCAGGACGUGCCACGCUGGCACCAUCCAGCAGUUUGCUUUGGAUGAGGGGGAGCUCAUGACCAUCGGCACCGACGGAGCCAUUAGGGUAACCUUUCAGAUACUAUACAGUCCUCUCAGCCUCAGUCUAAGUGGUCUCUGCUAACCCUAAAAUGCAGGCCUGAACAACUGAUCUGGGGACAGUUUAGUUGUUUGCUCGCUGUGUAAUAUCUUUCUCCACACCGUGCAGGGCUGGGACUUUGAGAGCAUUGACACGGCAGACUGUAACGAUGACAGGGGUCUGUUUGAGAUUGAGCCCAUGAACGAGAUGGUAAUCGGACGCAACGUCAGCCUGUCCUCCAUGGUCAAAAGCUGCCUGCCAGACUCCUUCAUCUGGUUCGCCCAGGUCAGAGGGCAGGGGUCAAGGGUCAUACAACAACACUUACCCUAAAGUCCUACAACCAUCAUUUUCAAGGGUCAUACAACAACACUUACCCUAAAGUCCUACAACCAUCAUCAAGUUUGGGAAACAAUACUUUUUUUUAAAUUAAAUAGCGUGUCAAAUGUAUCUCUUCUCAGGAUUCCAAUGGAGGCAUCUGGAAACUGGAUCUUUCAUUUUCCAACAUUGUGAGUUGCACUUUCCAUCAGCACAGUGUUUGAGUGUGUGUGUGGGACUGUCUGUAUUGGGUCUUGUAUUAAAUGACUCCAUUAUAUUGUGUGUGCAGACCCAGGACCCAGAGUGUCUGUUCUCCUUCCAUGCUGGAGUGAUCCAGGGAAUGGAUGUGUCCAGCACCAGCCAUCUGAUGGCCACCACCGCUUUAGACCGUGAGAGACACCUAUCACUGUACACUACUUCACACACAGCCCAGAUUAUAGAAACGCAUCAUUUUUUUUGUCAAUUUGUUCCAAACACACUCUCUUUCUUCCUCUCUUUCUCAGGCUCAGUCAGGAUUUUUGACUUCCUUGCGAAGAAAGAACUAACAACCAGCCGCUACAAACAAGGUGGAACAACACUGACCUGGGCGCCACGCCUGGUAUGUAUGUGAGACUUGACUACAGUGCAUUCGGAAAGUAUUCAGACCCCUUGACUUUUUCCACUUUGUUACGUUACAGCCUUAUUCUAAAAUUGAUUAAAUAAAAAAUCAUCAAUCUACACACAAUACCCCAUAAUGACAAAUUGAAAACAGUUUUUUAGAAAUAACAAAUACCUUAUUUACAUAAGUAUUCAGACCCUUUGCUAUGAGAUUCGAAAUUGAGCUCAGGUGCAUCCUGUUUCCAUUGAUCAUCCUUGAGAUGUUUCAACAACUUAAUUGGAGUCCACCUGUGGUACAUUCAAUUGAUUGGACAUGAUUUGGAAAGGCACACACCUGUCUAUAUAAGGUCCCACAGUUGACAGUGCAUGUCAGAGCAAAAACCAAGCCAUGAGGUCGAACGAAUUGUCAGUACAGCUGGAUUAUGUCGAGGCACAGAUCUGGGGAAAGGUACCAAAACAUUUCUACAGCAUUGAAGGUCCCCAAGAACACAGUGGCCUCCAUUCUUAAAUGGAAGAAGUUUGGAACCACCAAGACACUUCCUAGAGCUGGCCGCCCAGCCAAACUGAGCAAUCGGGGGAGAAGGGCCUUGGUCAGGGAGGUGACCAAUAACCUGAUGGUCACUAUGACAGAGCUCCAGAGUUCCUCUGUGGAGAUGGGAGAACCUUCCAGAAGGACAACCAUCUCUGCAGCACUCCACCAAUCAGGCCUUUAUGGUAGAGUGGCCAGAUGGAAGCCACUCCUCAGUAAAAGGCACUUGAUGAAUGCCAAGCGUCACGUCUGGAGGAAACCUGUCACCAUCCCUACGGUGAAGCAGCGGCAGGCACUGGGAGACUAGUCAGGAUCGAGGGAAAGAUGAACGGAGCAAAGUACAGAGAGAUCCUUGAUGAAAACCUGCUCCAGACCGCUCAGGACCUCAGACUGGGGCGAAGGUUUACCUUCCAACAGGACAGCGACCCUAAGCACACAGCCAAGACAACGCAGGAGUGGCUUCGGGACAAGUCUCUGAAUGUCCUUGAGUGGCCCAGCCAGAGCCUGGACUUGAACCCGAUCUAACAUUUCUGGAGAGACCUGAAAAUAGCUGUGCAGCGACGCUCCCCAUCCAACCUGACAGAGCUUGAGAGGAUCUGCAGAGAAGAAUGGGAGAAACUCCCCAAAUACAGGUGUGCCAAGCUUGUAGUGUCAUACCCAAGACUCAAGGCUGUAAUCACUGCCAAAGGUGCUUCAACAAAGUACUGAGUAAAGGGUCUGAAUACUUAUGUAAAUGUAGGAUUUCCACAGGUGGACUCCAAUCAAGUUGUAGAAAUAUCUUAAGGAUGAUCAAUGGAAACAGGAUGUACCCAAGCUCAAUUUCAAGUCUCAUAGCAAAGGGUCUGAAUAUUUAUGUAAAUAAGGUAUUUCUGUUUUUUAUUUGUAAUACAUUUGCACACAUUUCUAAAAACCUGUUUUUGCUUUGUCAUUAUGGGGUAUUGUGUGUAGAUUGAUAAGGGGAAAAAAGUAUUUAAUCCAUUUUAGAAUAAGGCUGUAAUGUAACAAAAUGUGGAAAAAGUCAAGGGGUCUGAAUACUUUCCGAAUGCACUGUAUAUGGUAACAUAAUCAUUUAUGUAGUGCCUUGUUGUCUUUAGGUCUCAACGUGCUUUGCUUAUCUGUGUAGGUUACUGUGCGUUGAGAUUGUUCUGUGUGGCCCUUGCCUGUGUGUAUAGGUGAACCCUAGCGGAGGGCUGGUGGUGGUGGGCUUUGAGGACGGGGUGGUCCGUCUGCUGGAGCUCUACAACCCCCAGAGUUUACGGGUGGUUGCCGGGCGCAGUCGCUAUGGACACGCCGAGCUCCGUCUCAAACAGGCCUUCAAACCCCACAAUGCACCUGUGACGGCCAUUGCAUACGAACGCAACGGAGAGAUCCUAGCUACUGGGGUAGGGAGGGCCGCAGACUAUUAGCCAAUGUGAAAUCAAUCAUUAGCUCCUUUCUGUAGACACUCCCCUUGUAGACCUAAAGCAAACUGGAUGGGUAUAAUAACAAAUAUCAAUAAUCCUCUCCCCUCCACCAUCCCUCCUUCCCUCUUUCCCUCUCUAGAGUAUGGACUGCACUGUGUUCUUCUUCACUGUGGGGGACAGGUACGACCCCAUCGGCUUUGUCACAGUACCAGGACCUGUACAGGGGCUGGAGUGGUCGCCCCAGUCACAUGUAAGUCUGAUCCCAGAUCAGUCAGAAAUGUACGCAAGGCAAUGGCACAUGAGGUUAAUAAGUUAGAACCCUUCUUCUGUGUGUAUGUGUGUGUGUAUAUAUGUGCGUGUGUGUUCAGGACAACAACACCCUGCUGGUCCUGUGUAAGAGUGGUCAUGUAGUGGAGGUCCAGUCUCCAGACCCGGAGGCCCAGAACCAUGGCACCACCUACCACAUCUCUGGCCUUCCCACAAGACACUUCACCUUCAGCAGCAUCAAGUCACACAUCAAGGUCUGGCCCUCACUGUCUGAGAUCAACUGUACUGUAAACACGUUUCAUUUUAUAUAUUAAUCCAGGAUAGUCCACUCAGUAACACGUUGCAGGGAGUCAUGGGUUCCAUGGAAUCAAUAAAACAUACACAUCACAUAAAAGCUGUCUAGAUACAAAACACAGUUUACACAGAAGCAUGCCUAAUAGGAAACGUACAAAAGCACGCUCACAUUAUAUCUGUUAUCUGCUUUGUGUACAGCUCUUUUGGUUCAACUCCGGCAUGGGUGUGUAAUUGUGAGUGUGUGUAUUUCAGCGGGAGGAGGAGAUUGCGCGCAGGCAGGCUCUGAAGGAGAAGAGGCAGAAGGAGAGGGAGGCGCAGCUGAAGAAAGCCAAGGAGGAGGGCCUUGAGCCCACUGAGGAGGAGCUGCAGGAGGUAGAGGAGGAGGAAAAGGAAGAGCUGCCCCCUCUUUACACCCCCGACCCCCCCAGCCCCCUCUGCUGUGGCUUCUACUCUCAACCCGGGGCCUUCUGGCUCUCCAUGGUACACACACGCGCACACACACACACACACACACACACACACACACACAUUAACCGGGGCCAUCUCUCUCUCGCUCUCUCCCUCUACAUUUCACAUUUACAUUUUGGUAAUUUAGCAGAUCCUCUUAUCCAGAGGGACUUACAGUUAGUGCAUUCAUCUUAAGAUAGCUAGGUGGGACAACCACAUACCGUGCCUUCAGAUCCCUUGACUUUUUCCACAUUUUGUUACGUUACAGCCGUAUUCAAAAAUUGAUUCAAUUGUUUUUUUCCCUCAUCAAUCUACACACAGUACUCCAUAAUGACAAAGCAAAAACAGGUUUUUAGAAAUGUUUGCCCCCCAAAAAAAGGAAAUAUUACAUUUACAUAAGUAUUCAGACCCUUUACUCAGUACUUUGUUGAAGCACCUUUGGCAGCAAUUACAGCAUCGAGUCUUCUUGGGUAUGAAGCUACAAGCUUGGCGCACUUGUAUUUGGGGAGUUUCUCCCAUUCUUCUCUGCAGAUCCUCUCAAGCUCUGUCAGGUUCGAUGGGGAGCAUCGCUGCACAGCUAUUUUCAGCUCUCUCCAGAGAUGUUUGAUCGGGUUCAAGUCUGGGCUCUGGCUGGGCCCCUCAAGGACAUUCAGAGACUUGUCCCGAAGCCACUCCUGCGUUGUCUUGGCUGUGUGCUUAGGGUUGUUGUCCUGUUGGAAGGUGAACCUUCGCCCCAGUCUGAGGUCCUGAGCACUCUGGAGCAGGUUUUCAUCAAGGAUCUCUCUGCAAUUUGCUCUGUUCAUCUUUGCCUCGAUCCUGACUAGUCUCCCAGUCCCUUCAGUUGAAAAACAUCCCCACAGCAUGAUGCUGCCACCACCAUGCUUCACCGUAGGGAUGGUGCCAGGUUUCCUCCAGACGUGACGCUUGGCAUUCAGGACAAUCUUGGUUUCAUCAGACCGGAGAAUCUUGUUUCUCAUGGUCUGAGAGUCUUUAGGUGCCUUUUUGGCAAACUCCAAGCGGGCUGUCAUGUGCCUUUUACUGAGGAGUGGCUUCCGUCUGGCCACUCUACCAUAAAGGCCUAAUUGGUGGAGUGCUGCAGAGAUGGUUGUCCUUCUGGAAGGUUCUCCCAUCUCCUCAGAGGAACUCUAGAGUUCUGUCAGAGUGACCAUCGGGUUCUUGGUCAGCUCCCUGACCAAGGUUGUUCUCCCCCGAUUGCUCAGUUUGGCGAGGCGGCCAUCUCUAGGAAGGAGGUCUUGGUGGUUCCAAACUUCUUUCAUUUAAGAAUGAUGGAGGCCACUGUGUUCUUGGGGACCUUCAAUGCUGCAGAAAUGUUUUGGUACCCUUCCCCAGAUCUGUGCCUCGACAUAAUCCUGUCUCGGAGCUCUACGGACAAUUCCUUCGACCUCAUGGCUUGGUUUUUGCUCUGACAUGCACUGUCAUCUGUGGGACCUUAUAUAGACAGGUGUGUGCCUUUCCAAUCAAUUGAAUUUACCACAGGUGGACUCCAAUCAAGUUGUAGAAACAUCUCAAGGAUGAUCAAUGCUGUGGGAUUAUUUAGGAUACUCUUUGAAGAGGUAGGGUUUCAGAUGUUUUCGGAAGACGGGCAGGGACUCUGCUGUCCUAGCUUCAGGGGGAAGCUGGUUCCAUCAUUGGAGUGCCAGAACAGAAAAUAGCUUUGAGUGGGAGCUGCCCUCCCGUAGGGGUAGGAGGGCCAAGAGACCAGUGAUGGCAGAAUGGAGUACUCAGGUUGGGGUGUAGGGUUUGAGCAUAGCCUGAAGGUAGGAACAGGCAGGUCCUCUUGCUGCUCCGUAGGCAAGGACCAUGGUCUUGUAGUGGAUACAUCUUCGACUGGAAGCCAGUGGAGUGUGCGGAUUAGCAGGGUGAACACCAGGCUCUCUCUCUCGCUCUCUCUCAGGGAGGUUAUGACUCGGGGUUCCUGUACCACUGUAAGUUUUCCGAGCAGCAGGGUGAGGACCCGUUGCAGCGCCAGGAUGAGCCGUUCACCUUCCUGCCUGUCCAGAAUACAGACGAGGACCCCAUCCGCACCAUCACCUUCAGGUUAGGGGACUACACAACUGCUGGCUGUAAACAUUUUCAUUAUCAGUGUGUCUGUGUUGUGUAAUGUUGUAACUGCUGAGGUUUGUAGAUGUUCUGUUUAUGUGUGUAUAUGUUGACCGGUUGUUGUGGUCUCUCUCUGUCCCAGCUCCAGCAGGCAGCUGUUGCUGUGUGGCAUGCAGUCAGGCAGUGUCCGGGCCUACCCUCUGCAGCCAUCUGACUUCCACCUCACCUCCAUGCAGGCCUUCUGGGCUCUCAGCGUCCAUGACAACCAGUAUGGACAGCUGCGCCAGCUGCGCUGUAGCUUUGACGACCAGUUUGUCCUGACGACGGGGGAGGACGGCAACAUCUUCUCCUUUAGCCUGCUGCCCCAGGAGGACCUGCAGAAAGCCCUGCAGCGCAGCAAGGCCAAAGUCCCCUCACCACGGGUCAGUGGGGGGCAGGGAGGGAGGGAAGAAUAGAGGGAUGGAGGAAGCGAAUGGGACAAUAAACACAUGCAUAACACAAGUGAGUGCCAGUUCAGUGGUUGACUGUGUGUUGUUGAUGAAACAGGUUGGCGUUGAGAUGGAGGGUGUGGCCCAGGAUAUCGAAGACCCGUCGGCAUACAGGUGAGGGAGAUACCUAGAGAGACAAACAAACAAAGACACACCUGGCUAAAGGCAAACCAGCCCCUCUCUCUCUCCCCCUCUGUCACACACCCCUCUCUCUUUCUUCCCCUCCUCUAUUUCUCUCUCUCCCCCACUUCCCUCUCUGUAGCAUUGAGACGGCUAAGCAGAAGUUGGAAAUGGACCGUAUGCGUCGGGAGGCUGAGAUGAGGAAGGUGGAGAGACGUAAGAAGCUGGCCGAGCUGCAGAGCCAGUUCAAACAGCUACUGGAGAAGAACCAGGGUCUGCCCGAACACGUCCGCUUGCACCGCACGGUACACACACAAACAAACCCAUACACCCCUACACCCUAAAUCCACACCUUUGUCCCUCAGUGUUUAUGUAUCAUAACCAACCAAAAGGCACUUGAAUGUUUCUGUGAUUAACCUAAUAAAUUGUAGCAUAUUUCUGGCCACAGCCCAAGAGAAUCUAGUGUGUGUGUGUGUAGGAGCUGGAGUUGGACCGGCGGUUCCGUGAGGAGACCGAGAGGAUGACGGCCCAGAGGGUGCGAGAGGCCAGGAAGGAGCUGGCCUGGGAGGAGGAACGCCACCGCAUUGGACUCAAGAAACUACAGGAGAGGUACUCAACCAGAAACCACUCAACCUGCACUCUCACCUGGUAGUGCACUUAGGGAAUGGGGUGACAUUUCAGAUUUGCCCACUGGCUCUUCCAGGUUCUGGGAUUCUCUGGAGUCGGACACCGUUACUGUGGUAGCGUUCCAGAGCGACCACAGGAUCUCCACCUAUCGUCUGCUGGCAAUGUCCCAGAGGUUCCACGAGCUGAAACAGAGGGAAAGGGUGUGGGGCCCGGGGGCAGGGGGGCAGGAACGUUGGAGGAACAAAGCUGAGGUCGGCAAAGACAGCUCCAACAUCACAGGUGAGAGAGAGAGAGAGAGAGAGAGAGAGAGAGAGAUAGAGAUAGAGAGAAAUAAUGUGUGUGUCUCUGGCCAGCGGACCAGGAGGACCUGGGUGGGGAGGCUGUUAUGGCGCCCCAUGUGGUGCGUCCAGGGGGCAGCAAGCUGGCUGGCCGCCAGGCAGAGAAACUCCGCAAGGCUACGGAGAAGGCAGAGCGAGCCCGGGCUAAGAUAGAGAAGAGGAGGAAAGAGUGGGCUGAACUGUGAGUCUGUUAUCAUAUGGCCUCUGUUGAAGUUUCUUAGUCUCCAUUUCAGAAUCACUGUCCUCAUUCUUCCCUACAUGACUGUAUCUCUAUGUGACUGAUUAGGUACGCAGCAAAGCCCAAUGAGAACUGUGAGGAUCCGGAAGAUGUGCGAGCUAUCCGAUUGGCUACGGAGAAGAUGGGCGACUUCAAGCUGAAGACGGCCAAAGACUUUACGGUCCCAGAACACCUGAGGAUGAACGCAGAGAAGAAGAGAGCUCAGCUGGUCCACCUAGAGGAGAAGGUACUAGGUUACAUCUCACACUUUACACUUCCUCUCAAUCUUUACCAUUCAAAACCAAAUGUACUGUAUGUAAUACACUAAUAGACCUGGUGACCUCUGUACCUGACCCCCGCCCAAACUAAUAUAUUAGAUAAGACCAAAUAACAGAAUGUGGUUGGGAGGUUGCCUGGUGUUAGCACAAUGAUGAUGUUAGUGGAUAAUCCUAUUUUUGUUUGUCCCUCUGUGUCUGUCAGAUCCAUGAGAGGAAGACCCAGAUGAACAGUCGCAUCAUGGCCCUAAGGGACACUAAGGUGAGACUUGUGUCCCGCCUACGCUCCCAAGCCCAGCAGCUACAGGCUGUCCAGGAGUGCCUGGCGCCUCAUUUCUGCAGCCCGGCCCCCACCCUGCCCUCCCUGCUGCCCGAGGAGACCCCUGAGAGGAAGCUACGCUACACCCGCACCACCCUGCAGCGCUACGGGGCCCUGAGGGCUCAGAGGUAGGUCUGGCCUGGGACUGGGAAUGGAGCAGAGCUUACUGUAGGUUCAUAAUAACUCAUCAAUGAUAGAUCAUUGAUAAAAAACAGUUAUCACGUUCCUAAGUCUAAAGGUCAGUCUGAUCCAAAUGAUUUUUUUGUCCCACAAAAAAACUAAAUAUUCGAAAUAUUAUAGAGACAUAAACAUACAGUAACUAACUACUAUCACGUUGCAUUGAACAUGCGCACCCCCCCCCAACCCCCCCUAAUAAUUCAGCGAUAACGAUUAUUGUGCCAAUCCUACCCACAGGGCCUGUACCCAUGGCCAGGAACCAGAGGGGGGCCUGACUCUGCUGGAACAGCUGGAGGCAGAGAUAGAAGGAGAGGAGGAGACCCCCUACCAUACACCUGCAGAUAGGAGAGAGAGGGAGGUGGAGGAAGCUGGGGUGACAGAGCUGGAGGAGGAGAUGAGGGAGGUGGAGGAGAUCAGGCUUCUGUAUGAAGAGGACUCUCUGCUGGAACAGGUCAGCCUUUCCCAUAGUUUAUUUUCCAGGUGGGGUGCAAAGGCCCCCAAUGCAACAUCCAGGCUCUCUGGCAUCAAAUUGUCAACUGAAACCAAGCUAACCUCACUCUUCCCCUCACUCUUCCCCUCUCCCUUAUUUCUCUCUCUCCCUCCCUCACUCCCAUUCCCCUUCCUCUUCCCUUUACCCCAUUCUUCUCACCCUCUCCUCUCAGAUGUCGUCGUCAGUGUGGCAGUUUGAUGCGGAGCUGUGCCUGCUGCGUCAUGAGAAGCUGUGGCUGGACAUCCAGAUGAAACUGGCUGACCUGCGCCACGUCACCCUGUUCCAGGAGCUGCUGCUGCUCAAAGAGUUUGAGAAGAGAGAGAACUCCCUGCAGGAGAGACUCAAUGCCUGCGUGGAGGAAGAGGAAGACCUCAGGGUACCUGGGAGGGAAGGAAGGGGUGUAUGUAUGUAUGUGUGUGUGUGUGUGUGUGUGUAUGCUAAGGCAGGUGUUUCAGGUUUGUGUGUGUGUCUCUGUAUUCCACAUGACCAUCAUCCCAUCUCUCUCCUCUUCCCUGCUCCUCCCAGUCUAAGCUGGAGGAGUGUAAGCAGGCACUGGAGCUGAAGCGGAGGGACAUCUCCAAGCUCCAGGAGAGAGAGAGGGCCAUAGCUGCCACCUUCCAGGGCUCUCUAGGGGAGAACAACAAGUUUGCUGACUUCCUCACCAGGGUCUUCAAGAAGAAGAUCAAACGCGUCAAGAAGAAAGAGAAGGUCGGCAAUGACGGUAAGUGAAGUCCUGGACCCCUCUGAAAGUGUGAUUGUGUGUGUUGAGUGUAUGGUUUAUCAGUGCCCAGCUCAUCCUGUUGUUGUUUUCUACCAGAGGAGCAGGAGGACAGUGAUGAAGAAUCUGAUGAAGAGUCUGACUGGGAUGAUGAUGAGGAUGACAGUGGCUCAGAGAGCGGUGGUCCUCUGGAUGACAGCGUCUGCCCCCCAAGUCAGUCGCUACCAUUCACCUUACAGUAUUCUCAGUUAUACACCACAUUGUGCUCCCUUAUUUAGCCACAGAUAUGCACUCUAACUGUGUCUGUCUGUCUGUCUACCUGUCUGUGUGUGUGUGUGUUCCCCCAGACUGUGACUCGGAGCUGUUUGAGAACACGGUGCAGCUGCGUGAGCGUCGUCUGGACCUCGAGGAGCUGCUGGUGGAGGAGAAGAAGAUUGCAGACAACCUGAGGAAGGAGUGUGACUCCCUCGUCAAGAAGGUGCACAUUCUCUGACCCCUUUCCUAUCUUCCACUCCCUUAACCUCCUCCCAUCCUCUCUCCUCUUACAUUUUCUUCCAUUUCUUCUGUCUCUAUUUCUCCUCUCUUUAUCUCCAUACAUUCCGUUUUCCCGUCAACCACUCCAUCUUGUCAUUAUCCACUCUUCCCCCUUUGUCUUCUCCACUCCUCUUUUCUCAUCUCAUCCUCCACUCCCAAAGCUUUUCUUGUUAACCACUCAUCAUGAUCUUUCUCAACACCUACUUAUCAGUGUAUCUCUGUCUUCUUUUCUAUCUUUCUUGACAUUCAUUUAACCUUCAUCCAGUCUGUAUUGUGACUGUAUGUUGUAGGAAAAAGUGGUUCAUGGCAGUCUGAAGGCAGCAGAGGGAGACCUGGAGCUGUUCAACAGAGAGAAACAACAGAAGCUCAAUGAGCUGGAUGUGGUGGUUCCCCUCAGACUGCACCAGGUGAGGAGAGGAGAGAAGUCUAUCUCGCUUUCUGGGUCUUUCUCAAUUGUCUUGCCUCAAUUCCUGGCAUCCUUUCCCCCUGUCCUUUCCUCGCCUCCUCAAAACAUCAAAGAGAAGUGAGGAGAGGAUUUGAGGGAACACGUUUGUAAGAAACGUGACUGUCCUUGUUCACUCGUACAUCAUCACAUGUCAUCAUGCCUUUAGUUAUUAGUGAUCGAUAUAAGUAAUAAAACUAAGUCAACAACCCAUAUUAGAAAAUACAGAAUUAAUGGUUUCUCCCUCCCUCUGUGUACCAGAUAGAGUUUAUGAGCAAUGGGGUGGUGCCGUGCAGCCUGGCCCCAGCUCUAGUGCUGAACACAGUGGCGUUGGGAGGACUACAGGAGAGGAUUAAAGAACUGCAGGUGGAGAAGAGUGAACAGAGAGACCUCUACAGACAGGCCAGGCAGCAGCAUGUCCAGCUCAUCCACGACCGCAACGACAUGGAGGCCAAGAUACAGAGUAGGCUGAGGGGGACUGGGGGCACAAAACUGCGGAGAACAUUUGAAAACAGAUCGUUCUAAAUACCAGGCACGGCACUUAAGUUAAAAAUAAGAUACUGCAGAUCACGAUUGCAUCCUGUGCAUCGCAUACAUUCUCUGUUUACGGUAAACCCUGUGUGUGUGUGUAGGUCUGGAGGCGCGCUGUGAGCAGCUGAUGCUGAUGAAGUUUGGGAAAGUGGUGGACCUGGAGGCCUUACAGACUCUGUCUGGAAACAGAAACCUGGAGGAGAUGAGGCAGGAGAGCAGAGUCCGAGAGGCUGCUUACACACAGGAGCUCAGACAGUGGGAGGUAUGGCAGAGUGUGUGUGUAAGGUGUUUGUUUAUGAUACACCUUCGUAUGUGUGUGUUUAAGGUGUUUGUUUAUGAUACACACGUGUGUGUGUGUGUGUGUGUGUGUCAGGUGAAAGUGACAGAGGCCCGUCAUGCGGUGACAGAGGUGACAAGGCAUCACACCGAGCGUCUCCUCAGUAUGAACAGCCUGCUGAGCCAGAAGAAAGAAAUGGAGGACAAACUCAACACCAGGCAGAGCAAGAUGGUACUGUACGUGUGUGUGUUUUCAUAAUUUAUGUGAAAGUGCUUUUAUGAUAGUGUGUAUGCACGAUAUGACAUGUCUGGACUCCCGAGUGGCGCAGUUUUUUUUAAAAUUUUAUUUAACCUUUAUUUAACCAGGUAAGCCAGUUGAGAACAGGUUCUCAUUUACAACUGCGACCUGGCCAAGAUAAAGCAUAGUAGUGCAAUAAAACAACAACACAGAGUUACAUAUGGGGUAAAAGACAAAGUCAGAAAUACAACAGAAAAUAUAUAUACAGUGUGUGCAAAUGUAGCAAGUUAUGGAGGUAAGGCAAUAAAUAGGCUAUAGUGCAGAAUAAUUACAAUAGUAUUAACACUGGAAUGCUAGAUGUGCAAGAGAUUAUGUGCAAAUAGAGAUACUGGGGUGCAAAUGAGCAAAAUAAAUAAUAUAGGGAUGAGGUAGUUGGGUGGGCUAAUUUCAGAUGGGCUGUGUACAGGUGCAGUGAACGGUAAGGUGCUCUGACAACUGAUGCUUAAAGUUAUUGAGGGAGAUGAGAGUCUCCAGCUUCAGAGAUUUUUGCAAUUCGUUCCAGUCAUUGGCAGCAGAGAACUGGAAGGAAUGGCGGCCAAAGGAGGUGUUGGCUUUGGGAAUGACCAGUGAGAUAUACCUGCUGGAGCGCAGACUACGGGUGGGUGCUGCUAUGGUGACCAAUGAGCUAAGAUAAGGCGGGGAUUUGCCUAGCAGUGAUUUAUAGAUGGCCUGGAGCCAGUGGGUUUGACGACGAACAUGUAGUGAGGACCAGCCAACAAGAGCGUACAGGUCACAGUGGUGGGUAGUGUAUGGGGCUUUGGAGACAAAACGGAUGGCACUGUGAUAGACUACAUCCAAUUUGCUGAGUAGAGUGUUGGAGGCUAUUUUGUAAAUGACAUCGCCGAAGUCAAGGAUCGGUAGGAUAGUCAGUUUUACGAGGGCAUGUUUGGCAGCAUGAGUGAAGGAGGCUUUGUUGCGAAAUAGGAAGCCGAUUCUAGAUUUAACUUUGGAUUGGAGAUUCUUUAUGUGAGUCUGGAAGUUGAGUUUACAGUCUAACCAGACACCUAGGUAUUUGUAGUUGUCCACAUACUCUAGGUCAGACCCGUCGAGAGUGGUGAUUCUAGUCGGGUGGGCGGGUGCCAGCAGCGUUCGAUUGAAAAGCAUGCAUUUAGUUUUACUAGUGUUUAAGAGCAGUUGGAGGCUACUGAAGGAUUGUUGUAUGGCAUUGAAGCUCGUUUGGAGGUUUGUUAACACAGUGUCCAAUGAAGGGCCAGAUGUAUACAAAAUGGUGUCGUCUGCGUAGAGGUGGAUCUGAGAGUCACCAGCAGCAAGAGCGACAUCAUUGAUAUACACGGAGAAAAGUGUCGGCCCAAGAAUUGAACCCUGUGGCACCCCCAUAGAGACUGCCAUAGGUCCAGACAACAGGCCCUCCGAUUUGACACACUGAACUCUAUCUGAGAAGUAGUUGGUGAACCAGGCGAGGCAGUCAUUUGAGAAACCAAGGCUAUUUAGUCUGCCAAUAAGAAUGCGGUGGUUGACAGAGUCGAAAGCCUUGGCCAGGUCGAUGAAGACGGCUGCACAGUACUGUCUAUUAUCAAUCGCGGUUAUAAUAUCGUUUAGGACCUUGAGCGUGGCUGAAGUGCACCCGUGACCAGCUCGGAAACCGGAUUGCAUAGCGGAGAAGGUACGGUGGUAUUCGAAAUGGUCAAUUAUCUGUUUGUUAACUUGGCUUUCGAAUACUUUCGAAAGGCAGGGCAGGAUGGAUAUAGGUCUGUAGCAAUUUGGAUCUAGAGUGUCACCCCCUUUGAAGAGGGGGAUGACCGCGGCAGCUUUCCAAUCUCUGGGGAUCUCAGACGUUAUGAAAGAGAGGUUGAACAGACUAGUAAUAGGGGUAGCGACAAUUUCGGCGGCUAGUUUUAGAAAGAAAGGGUCCAGAUUGUCUAGCCCAGCUGAUUUGUAGGGGUCCAGAUUUUGCAGCGCUUUCAAAACAUCAGCUGUCUGAAUUUGUGUGAAGGAGAAGCGGGGGGGGGCAUGGGCAAGUUGCAGCAGAGGGUGCAGAGUUGGUGGCCGGGUUAGUGGUAGCCAGAUGGAAAGCAUGGCCAGCUGUAGCAAAAUGCUUGUUGAAAUUCUCGAUUAUUGUAGAUUUAUCGGUGGUGAUAGUGUUUCCUAGCCUCAGUGCAGUGGGCAGCUGGGAGGAAGUGCUCUUAUUCUCCAUGGACUUUACAGUGUCCCAAAACUUUUUGGAGUUAGUGCUACAGGAUGCAAAUUUCUGUUUGAAAAAGUUAGCCUUUGCUUUCCUGACUGCUUGUGUAUAUUGGUUCCUAACUUCCCUGAAAAGUUGCAUAUCGCGGGGGCUAUUUGAUGCUAAUGCUGUACGCCACAGGAUGUUUUUGUGCUGGUCAAGGGCAGUCAAGUCUGAGGAGAACCAGGGGCUAUAUCGGUUCUUAGUUCUGUAUUUUUUGAAUGGGGCAUGUUUAUUUAAGAUUGAGAGGAAAUUACUUUUAAGGAACAACCAGGCAUCCUCUACUGACGGAAUGAGAUCUAUAUCCAUCCAGGAUACCUGGGCCAGGUCAAUUAGGAAGGCCUCCUCGCUAAAGUGUUUUAGGGAGCGUUUGACAGUGAUGAGGGGUGGUCGUUUGACCGCGGACCCGUUACGGACGCAGGCAAUAAGGCAGUGAUCGCUGAGAUCCUGGUUGAAGACAGCUGAGGUGUAUUUAGAGGGUAUGUUAGUCAGGAUGAUAUCUAUGAGGGUACCCAUGUUUACGGAUUUAGGGUUGUACCUGGUAGGUUCGUUGAUAAUUUGCGUGAGGUUGAGGGCAUCUAGCUUGGCUUGUAGGAUGGCUGGGGUAUUAAGCAUAUCCCAAUUUAGGUCACCAAGCAGUACAAACUCUGAGGAUAAAUGGGGGGCAAUCAAUUCACAUAUGGUGUCCAGGGCACAGCUGGGGGCUGAGGGGGGUCUGUAGCAAGCGGCAACAGUGAGAGACUUAUUUCUGGAAAGGUGGAUUUUUAGAAGUAGAAGCUCAAACUGUUUGGGCACAGACCUGGAUAGUAUGAUAGAGCUCUGCAGGCUAUCUCUACAGUAGAUUGCAACUCCACCCCCUUUGGCAGUUCUAUCUAGACGGAAAAUGUUAUAGUUGGGGAUGGAAAUUUCAGAAUUUUUGGUGGCCUUCCUGAGCCAGGAUUCAGACACUGCUAGAACAUCAGGGUUGGCAGAGUGUGCUAACGCAGUGAAUAACUCAAACUUAGGAAGUAGACUUCUGAUAUUUAUGUGCAAGAAACCAAGACUUUUGCGAUUACAGAAGUCAUCAAAUGAUAGCGCCUGGGGAGUAGGAGUGAUACUGAGGACUGCAGGGCCUGGGUUAGCCUCUACAUCACCAGAGGAACAGAGGAGGACUAGAAUAAGGAUACGGCUAAAGGCUUUAAGAACUGGUCUUCUAGUGCGUUGGGUACAUAGAAUAAAGGGGGCAGAUUUCCGGGUGUUAUAGAAAAGAUUCAGGGCAUUAUGUACAGACAAGGAUAUGGAAGGAUAUGAGUAAAGUGGAGGUAACCCUAAGCGUUGGGUAACAAUGAAAGAGAUAGCAUCGCUAGAGUCAUCAAUUGAGUCGGUCUCCGCGUGUAUAGGGGGAGGUGCAAAGGAGCUAUCUAAUGCAGGUUUAGCUAGGCUGGGGGGUCUACAGUGAUAUAGUACAAUUAGAAAUAACCGAAACAACAAUAAACUAACCAUGUUUGGGCUGAGGCUAAACAUAAACAGGAUGUAGUACCGUAAAAAGGAACAGUCCAGCAGAUAUCAGCUGUAUAGCUGAGUUAUCAUAAGGUCCGGUGGUGAAGCACUAGUAAGAGGCCACGGCUAGCGGGCCAGGGCUAGCAGAUGGAUGGAAUCUUCGUGGUUAACGUCGUAACCACAUCAGACGAUUUCGUCCGCAAACCAGUCGUGUAGGAUCGGCGGGACUCCGUGUCAACACUAGGUGGUCCCGUCCGGUUGACAGAGAGGUAGAUAGCCGGGAGAUGGGCGAUGGGCCUAGCUCAGGAUGAUUUGAUUAGCCAGACCACAGCGUCCGUUUUGUUGUAGCUGGCUGGUGGUAGCUAGCUGGUAGCGAUGAAAUCCGGAGUUAAAGGUCCAGUGAUUCAGUGAUUCCGGCGGAAAAAACUGAUAUGUUCUGGGUCGAUAACGCGCUGUGCAGACUGGCCGAAUAUCCGGUGAUCAAUGUCCAGUGAUUAAAAUUAAUCCCGCAGAAAAAAAUCCAAUGUCCUGGGUAAAACACCGCUAGCUGUGGCUAAUAGCAAAUAGCAAGUAGCUAGUUAGCUGGCUAGCUAGUUUCAACUGGAGAUUCUAGAUUCUAGAUAAAGGUAAGUCAAGGUAAGUCAAUAAUAGAAUCCGUUCCACAUUGAGUGAGGCGGGUUGCAGGAAAGUAUAUCUUGUAGAAGGAUGAAAAGUCUGAUAGGGAAAUAUGUACGAAAAAUAGGGUAUUUACAGGCUAUUUACAGACAGACGAUAAAAACACAACUGCACUACUACGCCAUCUUGGAAAUAAUGGUCUAAGGCACUGCAUUGCAGUGCUAGCUGUGCCACUAGAGAUCCAGGCUCUGUCGUAGCCGGCCGUGACCGGGAGACCCAUGGGGCGGCGCACAAUUGGCUAAGCGUCGUCCAGGGUAGGGGAGGGAAUGGCUGGCAGGGAUGUAGCUCAGUUGGUAGAGCAUGGCGUUUGCAACGCCAGGGUUGUGGGUUCGAUUCCCACAGGGGGACAGUAUAAAAAAAAAAAAUAAUGUAUGCACUCACUAACUGUAAGUCGCUCUGGAUAAGGGCGUCUGCUAAAUGACUAAAAUGUAAUGUAAAUGUAAAUGUUUAUAUGCAGUAAAUAACAGCGUGCCUCUGUGUGUGUGCGUGACCUUCUGUGCAUAGGCAGGGCCUAUAGCUAAGCUUCCCCUAAAGUAAAUUUAAUUAAAUUGCCAAAAUAGGCUCCUACACCAGAAAGCAUGAUUUGGCCACAGUGGAUCAUCAGCUUCCUUAAAAAAAUAAUCUGUGGAUUGUUUUAAGUCGCAUAGCCUACAGUCGGAAGAGACACAAUACAUUAUUUAUCAUUCAUUUCUAUUGGGCACAAAAUAAUCUGAAACACAAUCAAAACAAACAAAAAUGCUUGAUGUAGUCAUUGCGUGCAAUGAAUAUGGGACCAAAUACGUAACUUUUUACUACUUUAAUACACAUAAGUGAAUUUGUCCCAAUACUUUUGGUCCCUUAAAAAUGGGGAGGACUAUGUACAAAAAGUGCUGUAAUUUCUAAGUAGUUCACCAGAUAUGGAUGAAAACUAUCCUAAAAUGUAAUCUGACAGUCUGCACUUUAACCUCAUAGUCAUGUAUCAUUUCAAAUACAAAGUGCUGGAGUACAGAACCAAAACAACAAAGAAUGUCACUGUCCCAGUACUUUUGGAGCUCACUGUAAUACAGAACAAUAAUAGACAAGAACAACUCAAGGACAGAGCUACAUACAGGUUAGAGUGACGUCAUUGUAUUUGUGUCUCCCAUUCUCGUAGGCCUAUUAUAUGGAUCAGACAACGUCAUUUUUAUUGAUGUGUUUGUCAGUGUCAGCAGAGUAGGCUAACCAGUAAUUUUUGUUGUAUUAAAAAAGAUUCUGCUAAUGUCUCCAGUCAUAAAAAGUGUAGUAGAAUUGCAUGAAAUGUGUUUAUAAAAGGGCAAAUUUUUCCCCGUGCAAAGAAAGGAGGAGAAACGUAUCUGAUAUAGCCUAGGCCUAUACUCUACGCCAGGGUUCCCCAACUGGCGGCCCGUGGGACGAAUUUGGCCCACAGGUGAUUUUAUUUGGCCCUCCAAGUGAUUUUAUUGUUGGACAUAAGACUGUAAAAACAACAGCAAAUCAGCUCCAAGUGGUUUUAAUUUUGGAAAUCUGUUCCAAAGUAUUCCCACGCAUAGAGAGAUAUACUGUAUGUGAUCGUAUAUACAGUUCUAAGCAAGGUUUGAAAUGAUUAUGUUUUAGUCAAAUAUUAUCUGUUUGGGCUUCUUGCGGUCAAUUUGCAGUCUACAACUCACUUGUAAUUAUGUUCCGGCCCCCUGACCAUCCAUACGCUCAAUAAAAAAUAAAAAGAAUUGGCUGAAUCUAGUUGAUGAUCCCUGCUCUACGCCACUACGCGCUUAGCCAUGCAUUGAACAGUAUUUUUUUUAGAACAGUGAUUGAGUUAUAUUAUUAGCCUAAAUUAUGACUAUCCAAUCUACUCAUCACAUUAGGAAUAGUAGGCCAUCUUACAUAAGUCUGCAAAUGCGAUGAUGCAUGGAAUGCUAUAUUAUAAAGGUGCAUUUUUUUAUGAUGAAUAUUUGCUUCCCCAAACUUGAAACUCACGUGCCGUGUGGGUGUGUCAGGGUGCCCAGUUCCAGGGCCGUCGGCAUGCUGAGGAGGACGAGAGGCGGAGGCUGUACCAGCUGGUCCAGAGUCAAGCCCAGGAGGCCAACGCCCUCCGCCAGGAGAUCAACAUCCUGUCCAGAAAGGGGGGUCACAUCCUGCCCCCCAGCCAGGCCCUGCUGCCCCCCCUGCCCGCCGCCCCAGCCCGCUCCACCCAUACCAACCCAGAGAGGCUCAGACACUUCAAACUGGGAGGGGGGCAUCCAUCCACCAGCAGCCAGGGGGUGGAAUAG
Coregonus sp. 'balchen' is the source of this 32217-nucleotide messenger RNA. Lineage: Eukaryota; Metazoa; Chordata; Actinopteri; Salmoniformes; Salmonidae. The record is from the annotation of a GenBank genome assembly.